Messenger RNA from Pomacea canaliculata, 3365 nucleotides. RefSeq lists its product as uncharacterized. The record is from RefSeq and is a predicted model, not a curated record. NCBI's taxonomy places the organism in Eukaryota, Metazoa, Mollusca, Gastropoda, Architaenioglossa, Ampullariidae. The transcript is spliced from 5 exons. Bases 95 to 1060 code for a protein of 321 amino acids.
UAUAAAAGCUGACGAGGAAGUAGAGAGACUGUCAGGAGUCGGAGCUGAUGGUGUCGACAGACUAGCAACCACACCAGCAACUACAAGCACAGACAUGAAGACAGACCUGGUCAUCAUCUUGUCUCUGUCUUUUCUCAUUUCUAUGCAGGAUAUUAUUAGUGGUAACCAGUCAUGUUCAAAGCUUGAAUUUGUGCAAGUGCCUGAAAAAAUCGUAGGUUUUGAAGGCAGUCCUGUCAACCUCACCUUUUACUUGGACAGCAGACAGUGUGCUAAUCAGACUGGCUACACCAUCAUCAUCGCCAGAGAUGACAAUACACACAUCUGUACAUUCCGUAUGUUCAACAAAUGCGAGGUUUCAAUAACCUCAGUUGGGUGUUUCUGUCUCUCCCACUUCGGUCCGAUGCUGUUCACGACCAAUGUGGCCAACAAGACUUACAUCUGGAAAGGGAGCUACACUAAUCCGUUUGAGGAAAGAAGAGUCACCCUCAGAAUUGACAGUGGCAGCGCUAAAGCGUCUCACGUGAAAGGCAAUGACAAUGACAAUGACAGUGACAAUGACAAUGACAAUGACACCGAGUCCAAGAACGACAACUCGAUGGUCGUAGUCAUCAGCACGUCGACUGCUGUGUGUCUGGUGGUCAUCGCAGCUGUCAUCAUAACGGCCAUCGCAUGCCGCAGGAGAGUCAGAAGAGGGUUUGAUGAAACACGCCUCAGACACGGACACCACAAGGCUCGGAUGGUCUCAUACACCACAGACACCCCACUACCAACCAAAACCCUCGGCGACCCGGCAACAGACAUUUAUGAUGAAAUUGGAGCUGUACCAAAGCGAUGUAGAGUCAGCCUCAAGAAUGGAGUGAGCCUGCCCCCCAUCCCUGACUUCAACUUGUACGUUGAGACACCCUGCUCCAGCCUGGACACCGACCAUGAGGAGACCCCAGUCGAGUACCUGAUUCCGAUGGUAGUGUCUGACACACGAACCCAGGAAACUGCUGAGUACCGACUGGUGACCUGUGCUCAGUCACUGACCACGUGUCGCCCGCUCAGUAGCUGCCUGUAGAGCAGCCGCUCUACCACCGCCAUUUUUUUCUGGAAACAAAAUCUAACAUAAUACUCUGCUCUUUUUUUUUUUUUUUUUUUUUUUUUUUUUUUUGUUUUACUUGUUCGUAGAUAUUUUUCUAUUGUUUUUGGUGCCCAGUUCCGGCAGUAGACACUAUGACCGGUCCCGAGUUCCGAGUCAUGAGCUGUACUCAGUCACUGACCACGUGGCGCCCGCUCAGUAGCUCUCUGUAGAGCAGCUGCCAUUUUUUCUGGAAACAAAAUCUAUCGUAAUAUUCUGCUUUUUUCGUUUUACUUGUUUGUAGAUAUUUUGUUAUUGUUUUUUAUGCCCAGUUCCGGCAGUAGACACUAUGGCCGAUCCCGAGUCAUGAGCUGUACUCAGCCACUGACCACGUGGCGACCAAAUAACAGCUUCAUGUAGAGCGGCCGCUCUGCCGUCCUUUGUUUUUCUGGGAACAAAAUCUAACACAAUACUAUGUUUGUUUGGGUUUUGUUGUUGUUGUUGUUGUUGUUGUUGUUGUUGUUGUUGUUGUUUAUCUGGGUUUUUUUCUUUCAAGUAUUUGUUUAAAAAAGUUUUUGUUCCUCUUAGUGUACACUACAUGGCCAAUUCUGGAUCGGUAGUGAACACGACCGCCACGCCAUCUGUCGGCCAAGCCCGCUGUGGUGAAUAUAAGAGAUGAAGAACGCGAAAUCGAACACUGGAACUGUUUUAUCAAAAGUUCCUAAUGGUGACGAAAGAUAUUUGUAAAGGAUCGUGAUCAGCUUUUGAAAGACCAUUGUAGCGAUGAUACCUGAGAAAUAGAAAUACUUAUUGUACAGGUGACGUAUGCAAGUCUAUUUAUAGCUUCAUUCAAGCACAGUUCAAGAUGCUGUUUCUCUAUAUCUGUCUCCCCUUCCUCUUCUUAUGUUCUUGAGAUACAAGAUGACAGACAUCACCAUGCCCAGAAGUGUCUGUACACUAAUCCGCCUACUCAACACUGACGGAAGUCCUGACAACCUGAGAUAAGCCAUGUACAAUCCUGACCUCUGGGUUGUUGAUCCCUGGAAGUGUGUAGGUGGACUGCUGUUUGCCGAGACCAACUUAGCCUCUCGGGAAAUUUUUCACUGUUAUUCUUGGCGACCCUUAACAAUGAAUGUGACUAAACCGGAAGCUUUGUACAAAACUGCCUCUUUUUAGUAGUUAACUGGAAAACAUCGUCUGUCUCGCACCGUCCACCACUUUCCCAUGUUUAAAUUACCUACUGGCACCAAAAAAGUUGAUCAUUGUCAUUGUCGUUGUCGUUGUCAUUGUCAUUGUCAUUGUCAUCGCCAGCAGUCCAGUAAUACAAGUUUGUGGUUGAUCUCUCUCUGUUUGUGUCGCGGACCUUAUUGUGACGAAUUCGAGUCCUUCCUUGUCCUUUUUUGAAGGGAUUAAAAUACGUACAUGACUACAUGAACUGAGAGACAGAAGUGUGCGUGUGUGAGAGAGAGAGAUAGAGAGAGGGGGUUAGACGCACACUUCAUGUUAGAGUGACACCUGGUGAUGUACGUAUGUUUGUAUCUCGAAACUUUUGAGAAAUGGUAUUCGACAUUUGUGCACGGUUUUGUUUUGUUUUUAAUCACCAAUGAUAACACAUUUCUCUACAUUUGCUUUAACUUAAAAUUUUGUCGCAAAGUCAUAGCAUAUUAUUUUACUAAUACACAGGAUUUCCUUAACUCAGACUACACUGAUGCAGAUGAUAGGAAGUGAGAGUAAACCAUUUCCUUGGGGAAACAUGGAGAACUCGAGUAAAGGCGUGUUGUUGUCAUAGUUACAAUGCGAUGCAAAGACACUCCCCUCCCGAGAACACUGCCAGGAUAUCUUUGCCACCUAGGGGUAAAAUACCACCAGAGGAGUCUAGGCACCACAUUAUAACAUCGGAAACAAGACGUUUGUUCUCGAGUUCCUUAUAUUGCCCUAUUGUAUAUACCUACACUCCGGCCCCAAGAGGCUUCGGGUGCUCUGCUACUUUGCUUUGUAUUGUAUUGUGAAGCUUUGCUGAUCAAAUGCAAAUAUAUUACAAAAGUAGGGUUACUGUACAUCAAAAUAAAUGGAAAUGAAUAAUUUUGCAUAACCCUAUUAAAUGGAAAAAGCCAAAGGAAGUGAAGAUAUUGAAAUAUCUUUAAUUUAAUUAUGAAUCAUAAUUGUUAGCAGGAUCUGCACAAUGCCUAUAAUCAAUAUCACACAGGAACUUUUUUGCCUGACAUUGCAUUUUUAGUCUAAAAAUCCUAAUGUACAAAUAAUUCUCUUAAAAUGCCACAAUUUUAUUAAAUUCUAUUUACAUUUA